AAAUUGCUUGCUUCUAUUUCAGUAUGACUAGAAACAUUCACCAUGCUGGCAGGAAUCCAGUAAUUAAAGGAAGGAUAUUUGUGUGCAUAGUGAAUCAUUUCAAAUACCGACAUAAAUCACGCCUAAACACCAUUAACCACAACAACCUUGGGCAAUUUCCCGGGCAAGGUGGAGCGGGACUAGGGGGAUCGUCAGAAAUGCCCGUCGUUUGCCCGGUUGUCUUUCCAGUCGUCCUCCGACCAUUAGACAUGGUUAUUCACGCGCGAUAGAAUAGCCCGCUGGUAAUGUAGCUGUAGAAUUUACAUACGCAGCUCGGUGACUCGACGUGUAUCAGCCAAGCGUCCGGAGUUCAGCCAAAGGGGUAAGCCAAGGUGCGUCAUCGGAACAGAAUGAUGCCCAAGCAAGUCGCGUGGAAAAAAAACCAUACACAUUCACGGUGGAGGAGUUCGGGACAGCAGAAUGCCUUGCUCUCUGAGAAAAGCCAUUGAAGCUGAAAUGAUCUCCAUUGGCCGCCUAGAAUAUGGUUUUGAAACAGCUUUGUGAAGACUAUAACACCUAUCCGGAGCGCUCCGGAUUCCUCUUGAUCUAGAGCUUGAUGCUCAGGGAGCCAUUCUUCUAGGCGAUCAAAUUCCUCGUUCGUCCAUGAUAGACCUUUCCUUAGGAAAUUAGUUAUAGCCGAUGAAAACCGGCUAUAACGCUCGGUCAGCCAAGUGGCCUUCUCACCUGACG
Molecule: messenger RNA, 729 nt
Organism: Aspergillus steynii IBT 23096
Lineage: Eukaryota; Fungi; Ascomycota; Eurotiomycetes; Eurotiales; Aspergillaceae
Exons: 1
Coding region: 24-269 (81 amino acids)
Source: RefSeq, a predicted model, not a curated record